AUUUGUCUUUCGACCGACGAAACGUUCAUUUCAGUUUAACUAUUGAGGAUAUCAUGUCUAUUGAAUAACAAUUUUAAUUUAUAACUCAUAAGGCUAUAAUUCUGCUUACUCAAAAUGGAGCUCUUUCAAACAAAAUUCAUUGCUGAAACAAAAGAACAGUUUUUUGAGACGUUCAACUGGAGCCAAUGCAAUCCCUUUGAUUGUAAAGUAGAGCACUUUAGAAAAUUAAUUAACUAUUUGAACUCAGUUGUAUUUUUUGAAUUUUCUCUUCUGAAAAAUAAAUCUAUGAGUUUACUCCGAAUCAUCGUUAGUGUUGUAGUUCUAACAAAGUUUGUAAACAUAUUCACGCAUUCAUACGCAUCUUAUGUGACUGUAUCAUUCCUCGAAUUCGAUACAUACUCUCUCGAAGCUCUAAUAAGUUUGUAUUAUUAUUAUUGUGUAGCCACGUGUGUGUCAUUGGUUUACAUUUGGAAACGUAAGUCAAUAAAAAUGUUUCAAGUUAUUCAAUUGCAUCUUCUGGUCAUGCACAAUUAUCCAAAUGAAGAUUUAAGCCUUAGAAUGCGAGUACCAAUGUCAUGGGGAUAUAACUUUACAAAGUUUUGCAAUUCCCUUUUAUUUGUAUUUGGUAUAAUUUCAAGUUUGUGGAUCUUUCAGUCGAAACCCUUAGCAUCCGAAAUCGACGAAUACAAUUGGCUAAAGAAGUACCUUCCACAUGUUUCUGAUAGAUAUAACUUGAUGUUAUUUCAGUCCAUCAUUUUAUUUAAUGCAUCGUUAAUUUUACUAUCCUUAUUUUGGACAAACUACAAUGCGUAUUCAUCAUUUUUAAUUGGGCUAUUCAAUACCAUAACUCAACGAUUGAACCGUGUGAAAGAACGUUACUAUUACGGAACAGAUGACGCGGGCCAAUCAUUUACCGAAGAAUUGAAGAGCAUCAAAGAGCAUCACCAAAAAAUAAUGAGUACCUUGAAAGAACUUAGAAAUUUUUUCAACCAGUUGUACAACGUGUUAAGUAUGUUCAUCGUGAAAACUCUUGCUUCAAUAUUAAUUUUCUGCUGUUUACACCCGGAUAACCGAUACGAAGUGUUCGGUUGCGCUACGAUCAUCUCGCAAUUGGGAGCUAGCCUGGCAUAUUUACUCGUGGUACAUCUCAUGUCGAGGAGGCUAAUGCGCAGCUCUUACAGAAUCGCUCACACAGGUUCCAGUUUGUACGACGAGCGUGAAUUGACCAAGGAAAUGAUAGAAUUGCUCGAGCCUAUUGCACAGCUGGCAACUGAGAACAUUGAUUCAAAGGCUGAAGUUUGGAUAAUGAGUGUUUAUUCGUUCUUUUUCAAAGUUUUAUCGUUCCUUUGCCCAUGUCUUAAAAGCACAAAGUUCUAUGAGGAAUUCACACCCGAACCUGGAGCUCUGGAAGUCGAUAUGCAUGUGAGGGAAGGUUUUUAAUAACCGCCGAGGGACUUAUUCUUGAGGCUGGCGUCAGCUUCGUCUCCGAGCCGAUCCGAGCCAACAUCAACCACGUCGGGUGGGACAACAUUGGUCUCUUCGUCGCACAGCUCGCUGACCUCGGCGGCCGAGGGU
Trichogramma pretiosum is the source of this 1575-nucleotide messenger RNA. RefSeq lists its product as uncharacterized. The transcript is spliced from 9 exons. NCBI's taxonomy places the organism in Eukaryota, Metazoa, Arthropoda, Insecta, Hymenoptera, Trichogrammatidae. Bases 115 to 1440 code for a protein of 441 amino acids. The record is from RefSeq and is a predicted model, not a curated record.